Beta vulgaris subsp. vulgaris (sugar beet) is the source of this 2018-nucleotide messenger RNA. RefSeq names its product 3-phosphoshikimate 1-carboxyvinyltransferase 2. Lineage: Eukaryota; Viridiplantae; Streptophyta; Magnoliopsida; Caryophyllales; Amaranthaceae. The coding region runs from base 194 to 1747 and encodes 517 amino acids. The transcript is spliced from 8 exons. The record is from RefSeq and is a predicted model, not a curated record. Gene Ontology annotation, biological process: chorismate biosynthetic process; aromatic amino acid biosynthetic process. Gene Ontology annotation, molecular function: 3-phosphoshikimate 1-carboxyvinyltransferase activity.
UGAAGUUUGACUACACACCAACCCCAAACACACCCACUUUUUUUCCCCUCUUGUCACCAACCCCCUCCUCUUUAGCCACCAAAGCUUGGUUGGUGAGUCCUCCAAAACUGCUAAAUUCUCUCUCUCCUGAAAAAAAAACUAAAACCCACCAAAAUUUCAGACAUCAAAAAAAUUACAAGUGAAGGAAACAAUAAUGGCUCAAGCUAGCACCAUAAACAAUGGUGUCAAAAGCACCCAAUUAUGCCCCAAUUUACCCAAAACCCACUUAUCCAAAUCUUCAAAAUCUGUUAAAUUUGGAUCAAAUUUGAGAUUUUCUCCAAAGUUGAAAUCUUUUAACAAUGAAAGAGUUGGUGGGAAUUCAUCAGUUGUUUUCAGGGUUAGGGCUUCAGUUGCAGCAGCAGCUGAAAAAUCAUCAACUGCACCAGAAAUUGUGCUACAACCCAUCAAAGAGAUCUCGGGUACCAUUCAAUUGCCCGGAUCCAAGUCAUUAUCUAAUCGGAUUCUACUUCUUGCUGCCCUUUCUGAGGGAACAACAGUGGUUGACAACUUGCUAUAUAGUGAUGAUAUCCGUUACAUGCUGGAUGCUUUGAGAACUCUUGGGUUGAAUGUGGAGGAUGAUAAUAUAGCCAAAAGGGCAAUCGUGGAGGGUUGCGGUGGUUUGUUUCCUGUUGGAAAAGAUGGGAAAGAAAUUGAACUUUUUCUUGGAAAUGCAGGAACAGCAAUGCGCCCAUUGACAGCUGCAGUUGCUGUUGCUGGAGGAAAUUCUAGCUAUGUACUUGAUGGAGUGCCGAGAAUGAGGGAGCGACCCAUUGGGGAUUUGGUAGCGGGUCUAAAGCAACUUGGCGCCGAUGUUGACUGUUAUCUUGGCACAAAUUGUCCUCCUGUUCGAGUGAAUGCUAAAGGAGGCCUUCCCGGGGGCAAGGUCAAGCUCUCUGGAUCAGUUAGUAGCCAAUAUUUGACUGCACUGCUUAUGGCUACUCCUUUGGGUCUUGGAGACGUGGAGGUUGAAAUCAUUGAUAAAUUGAUUUCUGUACCCUAUGUGGAGAUGACAAUAAAGCUAAUGGAAAGGUUUGGAGUGUCUGUAGAGCAUAGUGCUGACUGGGGUAGGUUCUUGAUCCGAGGUGGUCAGAAGUACAAAUCUCCUGGAAAUGCGUAUGUUGAGGGUGAUGCUUCAAGUGCUAGUUACUUCAUAGGAGGGGCCGCAGUCACUGGUGGGACUGUGACUGUUGAGGGUUGUGGAACGAGUAGUUUACAGGGUGAUGUAAAAUUUGCUGAAGUUCUUGAGAAGAUGGGUUGCAAGGUAUCCUGGACAGAGAACAGUGUCACUGUCACUGGACCACCCAGGGAUGCAUCUGGAAGAAAACACUUGCGCGCCGUUGACGUCAACAUGAACAAAAUGCCAGAUGUUGCAAUGACUCUUGCUGUUGUUGCUCUUUAUGCAGAUGGACCCACCACCAUUAGAGACGUGGCUAGCUGGAGGGUGAAGGAAACAGAACGGAUGAUUGCGAUUUGCACAGAGCUCAGAAAGCUGGGGGCAACAGUUGAGGAAGGAUCAGAUUACUGUGUGAUCACUCCACCUGAGAAACUAAAUGUGACGGCCAUUGAUACAUACGAUGAUCACCGAAUGGCCAUGGCAUUCUCUCUUGCUGCCUGCGCCGAUGUUCCUGUUACCAUCAAGGACCCGGGUUGCACUCGCAAGACUUUCCCAGACUACUUUGAUGUGUUGGAAAGGUUUGCAAAGCAUUAAGUGGUCUCCUACAUAUUCUAUGAAGCAUAAGCUGAGAUUUUUUGAGAGAAUUAGGAGAUGAAAAAUGCUUUCUGCUUGAGUUAUCAUCACAUUCUUUGUAUUAUGAUUGUAAGAUUAUUAUAGUAUAGAGUUUACAAAGUACUACUAAUAAUUGUUAUGUAUCCGAUUGAUCAGAAAUAAGUUAAUUGGAAGGCUGGACUUUGAAAAUGUGACCAAGACACUAGUGUGACCAUGUCAUUUUGUUAAUGUGAGUUCAAUGUUAUUGAUUCAA